Molecule: messenger RNA, 382 nt
Organism: Amoebophrya sp. A120
Lineage: Eukaryota; Dinophyceae; Syndiniales; Amoebophryaceae
Source: the annotation of a GenBank genome assembly
CAAAUUUGGUCUGCUUGUUCACAGAUAGAGAUAGAAUUUGUAAUGCGGGUUUAUUUCCUUCCGACUCAGAGAGUGAAGACAAAGAGAUUUGUCAAGGCAUGAUUGCAAUCAGUAGGAGUAAGACGCUUUUGCAAUGCUAUCCGGAAAAAAAAGUGUGUAAGUGUAACUUUCUUUCAGGAACAGCAUCACAAAUUUGUUCUACAUGACAGAGAAAACCUGUCGUGCGUGGCUUGUAAGGGAAAACACACAUGAAAAAAGGACUUCAUGGCUGUGUGGCAUGACAGGUGUAAACUGUUUUGCAUUUUCUGCAUCAGAGAUUUACACUUACACAGUUUUUUUCUUGCAUAAAUGCAUAAGUACAAGAAGGAAGCGACCAAGCAGG